GCUCGCUGCUCGGUGUUCCUGCUGUUGUUGUAGUUGUGUGUGUAUGUGUAUGUGUAUGUGUGUGUGCAUGGAGGUACAACUUUCACGAGGAACUGGGAUAGUGUCGAUAUAUAGAAAGCAUCGUCCUACUCGCUCGGUCUUCAUUGAACAGCGCGCGUGCGUGCAUGCGUGUGGGGUGUGUACGCACAUCCGUGUGUGAGCGCGCGCUGUGUUUCCCGGCUAUCGAUUGACCGUCUCGUGUGAUAUAGAACCGUAGAAUUAUUACAGCCUGGGAGAGUCCUUCGUUCCAGGAAUAUUGUGUGUUGCAAUCUGUGGAGUGCGGACAUUUCAGGAGGGUUUCUGAAUCAUUUUCUCCUUUUGAGAGACGGAACGCUUUGUGGAGUGUAAUUGUGACUUGGUCUCACCGCUGGUAAGGUCGUAGCUUUGAACACGGAACACCAGAGAGUAUUCUGGUUAUGUUUGAAUACGUGAUGAUGUAACCCUGCUCUGCCAGCAUGAGGCAAUGACACAGCGCACACACUCGCAGACAAGAUGGCUCCACCGAACAGAUCGUGUCACUCGCACGGACACCUUCCAAACGCCCACCACAAGGGCUAGGCACCAAAAGCACAGCUACCCGGACCUUUACCCGAGGACAUUUUUCUGGUUCGGGUUACCUAAGGAGCUUGCCGAGCACCCUCAACGCCCUGCUGGAGUCUGUGGAUUUAAAAGAACAUCAACUCCUCAUCGGCUUGUUCCGCAUAUUAUUGACAAAUUCAGGUUUUUAGACUCCAACCUCGACCAAUAUGGCUGCCACCACAGAGACUUGUUCGGGAAUCCUCAAAAUCUCCGUUAUUAUCCAUCACCUCAAAUCGGAGGCGAACGUUCUGGAUAUCUAACAGAAGGCCCGAACAGAAUCGUGUCCCCGUCGGGCACAUCUCUUCUCACCUCCCCCGCCUCUGUGGACUUUCUCUUGAUCUACGUCCUUUUCUUUCUCUUCUCUCUCCACGCCCUACUUAUCCUUCUCGCCGUCUCCUUCACGGGUUACACAGGAAUGGGAAACGAGGGAAGCGUCCCAUCCUCUGAAGAAAGCACGCCCAUCUCUGAGUACCCGUCUAUGUACUCCAUCCAUUCCCGAGUCAGGUCAUCUGUAGAAAGCACGAGAGCGCCAUCGCCAAUGGAGGCCCCCGAACCGGAUUUGAGCCACCUGACGGCUGAGGAGAUCGCCCAGAUCAGGAGCGUCAUGGAGAGGGCGAGAAAUUUGCAGCAGGAAGAGUCCAACCGAGCUAGAAAACUGGAAGAAGAGUACGUGGACUUUGCCACGAAGAUCGAGCGGGAGGCGUCCCUGUCUGAGCUGAGUGAGGCAGGAGCUCCCCUUUGCCCUGUGUGCAACAAGGAGGAGCUACAGCUCAAUGAGGACGGCUCCAGGCCCAGCCUCAACGUCUGUGUCGACUGUGAGAAGAUGACGUGUCCCAAAUGUGGCGCCUACCACACCUCGCUGGCUACCAAGAUCCAGGAGUGGGUGUGUGUAGUCUGUGACAAGCGCCGGCGCCUGGUGAUGACCACCGGCAUGUGGUACCACGGACACCACCCGGAGAACUCUCUGCCCCUGGAGAAGCAGAUUGUGGACACCGUCAAGACCGUGGAAAAACGAUGACUCCAAAGUGAGUCCGAUGCUUGGAAACAGUCGAGGAAUCGAUGAAUACUUUAUGACGAUUGUGACCAAGAGAUGGAUGAAUAGUGGGGUGGAUGCGUCCGAUCGAUGGACGAACAGACUGAGCCUCGAAGGUGUGAACCAGUGGACAAUCCAGUAGUGCGAUGCGAAAAGUGCUUUGACCACUCUGAUGUCAACGAGUGCGUUCGGGCUCUAUACCACUAACAACAGUUGUUCCUCUUUGAGAGACAGGAUGGAAAGGAUAGUUAAUGUUGUUGUUGUUUUUGUUGUUGUUUCUGUUGUAGUUGCUGUUGUUGUUGUUGU
Aplysia californica (California sea hare) is the source of this 1957-nucleotide messenger RNA. RefSeq names its product protein piccolo-like. The record is from RefSeq and is a predicted model, not a curated record. Gene Ontology annotation, molecular function: small GTPase binding; transmembrane transporter binding. The coding region runs from base 503 to 1636 and encodes 377 amino acids. Gene Ontology annotation, biological process: regulation of synaptic plasticity; positive regulation of synaptic transmission; calcium ion-regulated exocytosis of neurotransmitter. Gene Ontology annotation, cellular component: cytoskeleton of presynaptic active zone; presynaptic membrane. The transcript is spliced from 6 exons. NCBI's taxonomy places the organism in Eukaryota, Metazoa, Mollusca, Gastropoda, Aplysiida, Aplysiidae.